This is a messenger RNA of Etheostoma cragini (Arkansas darter), 3480 nucleotides long. RefSeq names its product zinc finger protein 271-like. Lineage: Eukaryota; Metazoa; Chordata; Actinopteri; Perciformes; Percidae. The record is from RefSeq and is a predicted model, not a curated record. The transcript is spliced from 8 exons. The coding region runs from base 109 to 3480 and encodes 1123 amino acids.
CCGGAAGCUGUAAUCCUGACUGCGGCUAACUUCCCCCUCUGACCAAGAUGGCGUCUCUUAGAAAGGAGUGUUAGCAGAGGGUCUUUGUUGUGUUGAGAAAGAGGUAAAAUGUGUAAAGUCCAGAUGCUGAGAGCGUUGGUGGAGCAGCGACUAACUGCGGCUGCUGAAGAGAUAUUUGGGCUGUUUGAAAGAACGAUAGCAGAGUACGAGGAGGAACUUUGUCGUUCAAAAGAGGAGAACGAGCGACAACGGGAACUACUGGACGCUGAGUUUCGGCUCCACAGAGCAGAUGUUGAGCAGCUGUUGGUGGUUAAAGAAGAGAUUCCCCCUGAGCAGCAGGAGUGUAGCUCCAAUGUGGACCAGGAGGAGCCAGAGCCCCCCCCACACAUUAAAGAGGAGCAGGAAGAACCAUGGGGCAGUCAGGAGGGAGAGCAGCUUCAAGGGCUGGAGGAGGCUGAUAUCACCAAGUUCCCAUUCACUCCUGUCCCUGUGAAGAGUGAAGAUGAUGAAGAGGAAGCUCAGUCCUCACAGCUUCAUCAGAGACAAACUCAAUACAUGGAAACAGAAGCAGAUGGAGAGGACUGUGGAGGACCAGGACCAGCAAGGAACUCACAUCCACAUUUACAAUCAGAGACUGAAGACCAGAUUGGAGACUCUUCUGAUCCUGAGACUGAUGACAGUGCUGAUUGGAAGGAGACCAGAGAACCUCAGUCAGCUUUAAACUCUCUGAAGAAUAAUGAAGUCCCUCCGGGGGAGAGCUUCAGUCUGAACCGGGAAGAGCCAGAAUUUAGGAACCCUGAUCCACAUUUACAACCCAAAGACAAGACUGGAGACUCUUCUGAAGUCAGCAAUGGUUUGAAAGAGAGCCCAGGACGGCAGUUUGGUUUGAUGUUUUGGAAAAAUACUGAAGUCCCAGCGGAGAAAGCACAUAGCUGCUCUUUAUGUGGCAAACGUUUUAUCAAUGAGUGUACCCUGAGAGACCACAUGAUACAGCACACGGACACGCCGUUCAGCUGCUCCGUUUGUGGCAAAGGUUUUUCUCAGAAGGAGACGCUAGAGCGUCACAUGCCACAUCACACCGGAGAGAACAACUACAGCUGUACAGUUUGUGGGAGACGUUUCAGGUUCCAAGGAGACGUCGGGAGACACAUGGCAGUCCACGCAAAAUACAAACCGACAGAGCGAGUUGGCAAUGUAUCGAUAGAGAGCAGAGAACCGCAGUCAACUUUAAAGUCUCAGAAACAUACAGACGUCCAGGCUGAGGAUUCACUCAGCUGCUCUUUUUGUGGCAAAACCUUUACCCGUAAGUUCUGCCUGAAGGUCCACAUAAGACUGCACACGGGAGAGAAACCGUUCAGCUGCUCCGUCUGCGGUAAGCGCUUCGUUCAGCGCUACCACUACCUGGAACACACGAGGCUUCACACAGGAGAGGGCACAUUCGACUGCUCUCUGUGCGGGAGAAAGUUCGGACACAUGUUCCGACUCAGAAAUCACAUGACCUCUCACACGGGAGAGAAGCCGUUCAGCUGCUCCGUCUGCGGCAAAGGCUUCAGAUUCAAUGGAGAACUAAAGAGUCACGCGCUGGUUCACUCGGGGGAAAAACCCUUCAGCUGCUCCAACCACCGACCGGCAGAGUCCAGCUCAGUAAGCCGAGCAGAGGCGGCCCGACCCCGGACACUGCUGCUGCUCUGUGGGGGGGUUGAACCGGAGAUGAAGCCGAGAACAACGACAGCUGUGCAGCAGCUGUUGGUGGUCAAGGAAGAGGGUCCCCCUGAGCAGCAGGAGUGUAGCGCCAUUGUGGAUCAGGAGAAGCUAGAGCACCCUCCACACAUUAAAGAGGAGCAGGGGGAACUGUGGAGCAGUCAGGAGGGAGAGCAGCUUCAAGGGCUGGAGGAGGCUGAUAUCACCAAGUUCCCAUUCACUCCUGUCCCUGUGAAGAGGGAAGAGGAUGAUGCUUCAGAUGUUAAUCAGCUGUUGGUGGUGAAAGUAGAGUUUCCCUGUGAGCAGCAGGGGUGUAGCGCCAUUGUGGACCAGCAGGAGCCAGAGGCCCCCCCACACAUUAAAGAGGAGCAGGAGGAACUGUGGUGUCAGGAGGGAGAGCAGCUUCAAGGGCUGGAGGAGGCUGAUAUCACCAAGUUCCCAUUCACUCCUGUCCCUGUAAAGAGUGAAGAUGAUGAAGAGGAAGCUCAGUCCUCACAGCUUCAUCAGAGACAAACUCAACACAUGGAAACAGAAGCUAAUAGAAAGGAAUGUGGAGGACCAGAACCAGCCAGGAACUCACAUCCCCUUUUGCAACCAGAGACUGAAGACCAGACUGCAGGCUCUUCUGAACCUGAGACUGAUGACAGUGCUGAUUGGAAGCAGACCAGAGAACCUCAGUCAGCUUUAAACUCUCUGAAACAUUGUAGGAAAAGAUUUAGCUGCUCUGAGUGUGGGAAAAGAUUUAACCGUGAGUCACAUCUGAAGAGACACAUGAUGACUCACACAGGAGAGAAACCUUUUAGCUGCUCAGUCUGUAAUAGAUCUUUUGCACAGAGUGGAGAUUUACAGAGACACAUGAGAACUCAUACAGGAGAGACGCCUUUUAGCUGCGCUGAGUGCGGUCAUCGAUUUAAACAGAAGUCAUCCUUGAUAAGUCACAUGACACUGCACACAGGAGAGAGAAGACACGGGUGCAGUGUUUGUGACAAAAGAUUCAUCUGGCAUUAUCAGCUCAGGAUUCAUAAAUGUGUUGGUCGUAAGUCCUCACAGCUUCAUAAAAGAAAAACUCAACAUAUGGAAACAGAAGCUGAGGGAGGGGACUGUGGAGGACCAGCACCAGGAAGGAACUCACAACCACCUUUACAACCAGAGACUGAAGGACAGACGUUAGACUCUUCUGAACCAGAGGCGGAUGACAAUGCUGAUUGGAAGGAUACCAGAGAACCUCAGUCAGCUUUAAACUCUCUGAAACAUGAUUCAAGAUGUAAGAAAACAUUCAGCUGCUCUGAGUGUGGGAGGAGAUUUGGCCGCAGUACACAUCUAAGGAGACACAUUAAAACUCAUACGGGUGAAAAACCUUUCAGCUGCUUAGUUUGCAAGAAAUAUUUUACACAGAGUGGAAGUUUACAGAGACACAUUAGAAUCCACACAGGAGAAAAACCUUUUAGCUGCUCAGUGUGCGGAAAAAGAUUUAUACAGAAGUCCCAGCUAACAAACCACGUGGCAGUUCACACAGGAGAGAAAAGGUACAGCUGCAGUUUUUGUGAUAAAAGAUUUGCCUGGCCGGAAAAGGUCAAAAGACAUAAAUGUGUCGGCCGUCAGUUGGCACAGUUACAGCAAAGUCAAACUGAGGAGAAGAGAGAGGCAGAGAAAACCAGGACCUCACAUUCACCUCCAGGUAUACAACCAGACACUGAAUACCAGACCAGAGACCUUUCUGAACCUGAGAUGGAUGACACUGCUGACAGGUUCCAGUCAGCAGCUGAACUGAACAGGUGA